This is a messenger RNA of Sodiomyces alkalinus F11, 620 nucleotides long. RefSeq lists its product as hypothetical. The coding region runs from base 167 to 529 and encodes 120 amino acids. The transcript has a single exon. Lineage: Eukaryota; Fungi; Ascomycota; Sordariomycetes; Glomerellales; Plectosphaerellaceae. The record is from RefSeq and is a predicted model, not a curated record.
CGAUUAAUAUUAUGCAGCAGAACAAGCGAGUGAGGACAAAGAUGGGCUUUCAGACUAAGAAAUCGAAUAUAUGUCUUCUUGGAAUUCAGAUCAUCUUCGUCCUCCAACCCCAAAACUCCCAACAGACCCAAACUUUUGUUAACCUUGGAAAGUACAAAUUAUCCGUAUGUCUGGGCGGCCAUUCCUGCGAGUGUUCCAAACAUCGGGGUAUCCAGGUAUCGAGAGAAAAAAGAACCCGGCCAUAACUCCUGAUAAGACAAGUCUUCUUCCCAAAGCCGAGGUGAAGCCCAAUUGGUACCGAGAAGGAAAUAGACAUUAUCGUGUAUACACGCAUAGACGGAGAAACAUAAGAAGAAAGAGAGAGAGACAGAGAGAGAGAGAGACAGAGAGAGAGAGAGAGAGAGAGAGAAGAGAGAGAGAGAGAGAAGAGAAAAUAAAGAAAAGAAAAGAAACAACCCCAGGGACAAUAUGGAAAUAUAUCAGGAGUGGCAUCGUCUGUAUAUGUGUUUGUGUUCGUGACCAGUCUUAGUCCGUGUCAGUAGUAUGCUUCCGGCGGUCUCGUUUCCCAUCUAUAAACAACAACCACUACUUCUCCGUAGUUCAGGUUGCCGUCAUGGCAG